CCAAUGUCUACUUUUUCAGUGUGGCAGAUAUUUGUCAGGGGUUAAGGAAUGGCACAAAGUUGCUCAGAGGGGAGGUACUUGGACAGGCUGGUACGAGAGUGUGUGUCCUGCAGCGAGCUCUGUCGUAAUUCUGUGAUUCUCCCACGCUGCUCAGAAUAUUGUGUGGCCUGGAGAUGCAAAUCUGUGCCUGGUCAGUUCUAUGACAGACUGCUGAAGAAGUGUUUGAAGUGCUCUGAUAUGUGUGGCACUCACCACUCAGCCUGCUCAGGAGUGUGCAAGACAACAAACGCUUUGUCCAUGACGCAGAGGCCUAACCGUGUGUCUGCAGUACAGCUUUUCACCACCAGAGGACGGUCGGCAGUCCGAUCAGAGCUGUACUCAGAGGUGCUGAUUUAUUCUCUGCUAGGUCUGUGUGUAGCAGUACUCAUGUGCACUCUGACCGCAGCCGUACUGGUUGUGCUAAAGAGAGCAAAGAGCCACCAAAAGGAGAACCAGCAGCCAAACAAACAUGGACAGUCAUCUAAAGAUUCUCUGAUGGCUCGGGGUGAUAAUGUAUCUCAGGAGGGCAGUGUGAAUCAGGAAAGACCGAAGGCAACAGAAACCUGUGUUUAUUGUUUCUCUGACCACACGAGGGCGCCACACGUGGUUUACCAGCAGGCCGGACCUCAGCACUCUGCUCCCGGCGCAUGUCAGGACAACCGUCGCCAAGACAACCAUUACCACGACAACGGACCGCUUAAUCAUCCAGCUAAUAUUAAUUACGAUAAGACAAGAUCCUUCGGAAUUAUAUGUUCACCUACACAAACAAGCAUGUGAAUAUCAGAUCAGACCAAAUAUUUGUGCUGUAUGUUAAGGCUAUAGACUGAAUGAUGUUUGGUUGAAUAUUAAAAACUGGUUGUAUUGCACAUGUUUAUUUCUUUAAUUCCCAUGGAAACUGAAAUGUAAUUUAGUUUUAACAAACGCUACAUUAAAUAAAGCACUGAUUGCCAACAUGA
Molecule: messenger RNA, 995 nt
Organism: Triplophysa dalaica
Lineage: Eukaryota; Metazoa; Chordata; Actinopteri; Cypriniformes; Nemacheilidae
Product: tumor necrosis factor receptor superfamily member 13B
Exons: 5
Coding region: 49-816 (255 amino acids)
Cellular component (GO): plasma membrane
Source: RefSeq, a predicted model, not a curated record